AUGAAGGUAUUGGAGAAAAAUUACUUCUGGAUGUUGCUUCCACUGCUUCAUUUGAUAGCCGAUGCUGCGGAACAUGAAGAGGUAGCAAAACAUGCCAUCAAGUUACACCGAGGCAGAGGGGCAGCCAUCACUCAGAGGAAGCAGUGGGUCCUCGAUAGUUGCAGAAAGCUCUCUGGGCUGCUUCGCCAAAAGACUGUGGUUCUUAACAAACUGAAAAGUGCAAUCAGAGCAGUAGAAAAAGAUGUUAGCCUGUCAGAUGAAGAGAAACUAUUUCAGGUGCACACAUUUGAAAUUUUCCAAAAAGAGCUGAAUGAAAGUGAAAACUCAGUGUUCCAGGCGAUCUGUGGCCUCCAGAGAGCCCUGCAGGGAGACUACAGAGAUGUUGUGAACAUGAAGGAAAGCAGUAGGCAGCGUCUGGAGGCCCUGAGAGAGGCUGCGAUAAAGGAAGAGACAGAAUAUGUGGAACUUCUGGCAGCAGAAAAACAUCAAGUUGAAGCUCUCAAAAAUAUGCAACAUCAAAACAAAAGUUUAUCCAUACUUGAUGAAAUUCUUGAAGAUGUGAGAAAGGCAGCCGAUCGUCUAGAGGAAGAAAUAGAAGAACAUGCUUUUGAUGACAAUAAAUCAGUGAAAGGGGUCAAUUUUGAGGCAGUUCUCAGAGUAGAAGAAGAAGAGGCCAAUUCCAAGCAAAACCUCACAAAGCGGGAAGUAGAAGAUGAUUUGGGUCUUAGCAUGCUCAUCGACUCCCAGAACAACCGGUACAUCUUGACGAAGCCCAGAGAUGCCACGAUUCCACGCGCAGAUCACCACUUCCUAAAGGACAUUGUUACCAUAGGAAUGCUGUCUUUACCUUGUGGCUGGCUGUGCACAACGAUAGGGUUGCCUACGAUGUUUGGUUAUAUCAUUUGUGGUGUACUUCUGGGGCCUUCAGGACUAAACAGUAUUAAGUCUGUUGUGCAGGUGGAGACCUUGGGAGAGGUCGGUGUGUUCUUUACUCUGUUCCUCGUUGGCCUGGAGUUCUCCCCAGAAAGGCUGAGAAAGGUGUGGAAGAUAGCCUUACAAGGACCGUGUUACAUGACGCUGUUAAUGAUCGCAUUUGGCUUGUUAUGGGGACACCUUUUACAGAUCAGACCCACUCAGAGCGUCUUUAUUUCUACUUGCUUGUCCUUAUCGAGCACACCCUUGGUGUCCAGAUUCCUCGUGGGCAGUGGCCGGGGUGAAAAAGAAGGUGACAUCGACUACGGCGCGGUGCUGCUUGGGAUGCUGGUCGUGCAGGACGUGCAGCUGGGCUUGUUCAUAGCCGGCAUGCCCACCCUCAUCCAAGCUGCAGCCGGUACCUACUCCAGUGUUGUCAUGGAGACCCUGCGGAUCCUGGCUUUGGUCGGUCAGAUUCUCUUCUCACUAGCUGCUGCUUUUCUUCUGUGUCUUGUUAUAAAGACUUACCUCAUUGGACCAUAUUAUCGGAAACUGCACGUGGAAAGCAAAGGGAACAAAGAAAUCCUUAUCUUAGGAAUCUCUGCUUUCAUCUUUUUAAUGUUAAUGGUCACGGAGCUGCUGGACAUCUCCAUGGAGCUGGGCUGCUUCCUGGCCGGAGCGCUCAUCUCUUCCCAAGGCCACGCGGUCACUGAGGAGGUCGUGUCUUACACCGAGCCCAUCCGUGACUUCCUGGUCAUCAUCUUCUUCGCGUCCAUAGGCCUUCACGUGUUCCCCACUUUCGUAGUGUACGAGCUCACCAUCCUGAUGGUCCUCACGCUGUCGGUGGUGAUCAUGAAGUUUGCUCUGGCAGCUCUGGUCUUGUCCCUCCUCCUGCCGAAGAGCAGUCAGUACGUCAAGUGGAUCGUGGCUGCGGGGCUGGCGCAGGUCAGCGAGCUCUCUUUUGUCCUGGGGAGCAGAGCGCGCAGAGCUGGUAUCAUCUCUCGGGAGGUGUACCUCCUCAUCCUGAGUGUGACCACACUCAGCCUCUUGCUGGCCCCGGUGCUGUGGAGAGCCGCCAUCACGAGGUGUGCACCUCGGCCAGAGAGACGGUCGAGUCUCUGAGGGCAGCGACAGGGAUACACGGCUUCAGAAGUGCGACCCCUUCACCUUGGGGACAAAGCGCUCCGUGGGAGGGGCUCCCCGUCUGCCCAGCGUGCCGACUUCCUGCCGUAGCUUCGGGUCUUCCAGAGUAAUUUAUUGCAUUCAGUUGAUCAUGCGCAGUAUAAAUAUAACGCUGCAUUUUACAGAUCACCUUGACUGUUUUGCCUGGAUGUGCCUUUUUUUCUGAAAUUGUUAACUUUCUAUUGUUACUUCAUCAGUUCAUGAUUUUCUGGUAAAAAAAAUCAGAAAGGUUUUUUUUAUUUAUUCAAUUUUUGUGUUGUAAUCUGUUGGUCAAUAUUUGUUAUUAAACAUUUCUGUGAUAUGAAAUUUUAAUUCUGGCAGUGAGUUUAGAAAGUUACUUUAGUCCUUACUGUUUUCUAAAAUGACAAAUACCUUCUAAAUGUCUAUUUGUUUUUAUUACAAUAAUUUUAAAUAAAACAUUCAUGUCAGUUUAUUAAAUAUGUCAUUCUUUUAAAAUACUUGUUUUGAAUCACAAGAAUAUGCAUGCUUUAAUAAAGACCAUUCAUGAAGAGAGGAA
This is a messenger RNA of Odobenus rosmarus divergens (Pacific walrus), 2611 nucleotides long. RefSeq names its product transmembrane and coiled-coil domains 3 (gene SLC9D1). Gene Ontology annotation, cellular component: membrane. Gene Ontology annotation, biological process: potassium ion transmembrane transport; proton transmembrane transport. The transcript is spliced from 12 exons. The record is from RefSeq and is a predicted model, not a curated record. Gene Ontology annotation, molecular function: potassium:proton antiporter activity. The coding region runs from base 1 to 2034 and encodes 677 amino acids. Lineage: Eukaryota; Metazoa; Chordata; Mammalia; Carnivora; Odobenidae.